GUCGUCGUCGUGUCGUCCGCGUCGUCGUCGUUGUCGUUAUCGUCGCCGCUCUGCCUUCGCUGCCGCCGGCUAGUGACUCCUACCGGUUAGUCGCCGCGGUACAGCUGUUCCGCGCGUGAGUCCGUCGAACAACGCGCAAAGCGCCGUCGUCUUGUUUAUUAUUUGUUUACAAAAUAAUACGAGUAUCGCGCCGCCGUCGCCAACGCUGUUCAUCGUCAGUGCGUUUUACUUUUUUUUUUUUUUUUUCUUUCGUCUUCAACAUUAUUUUCCCGAUAAUUUUACCACCCGUAACUUCGGUGGGGGGACGUUUAGACGACUCCGCGGCUCUUCGGGGCGUACACGGUGGAAAUUUAAAAAAAUAUGAGAGCUUUACGCAAUAGACGGGGCGAAAAAAAAAUUGUUAACAACGACGAUUGUGUCGUGGCCAGUGCUUUACACGACUCCGCGGUGCCAUUUUACGACAACGAGGUGAUUGAUUUGGUUUCGUCUGACACCGAAACAGAAGCUGAACAAGUACAGGUGGAAAAAAUCGUCCACAAAAAGCGAUCCAACAAUCCACGUUCCAACGUGCAAAAUCAACGUGAGUUUGAAGGAAUAAGUUAUAACGCUAAUCGAUCCGAGAGACGUUCUAGAUCUCGCGUUCGGAAUAAUCGCAAGUACCACAAGAGAGAGGUAACGCCGGUCGGACCUAUAUUUUUGUGGGCUUAUAAAAGAGAGACGGAAAUAUUAAAAGUGGUUUGCGAAAACAUUGAUAACCGACUUCGGUUGGUGAAAACGUCCUCAGGGGAGUGGAAAUCCGCUCCCUUGACAAAAGUGCGGUUUAGAGGGCCUUGGAACCCUUCAUCUCAUAAAAACCGAGACGAAACGGAUAAAAAAACCGGAUCUGACGACAAUAAACGUAAGGACGACUCUGGAGAUGAGUCUGACGAUGAAUCUGGUGGCGAUUCUGACCGUGAAUUGGACGGUGAAGCUGUCUACGAACCGAAGGAAGUAGGUCCCGACGAAACUGCUGUUGAAACCGUCCAAGAAACACCAAAAGAGAGAGAAGUAAUUUUUGUGGACCUGACCGAAGAUUCAAUUGAUUUUGUGGACACUCUAAGUAGUGACGAAGACAAGGAAGAACAAAGGGCUACAAUCGAUCGAGCGCUCGAGAUGAUCGACCAGGAUCCGGCAUUGAACAAAGACUCGAAGGUCUCGUUACCUGAAGUUGAGACGGCCACUCUUAAGUUACCCGAAGGUACGACUAUUCAUCAGGUAAAGGCUGUGGAAAUGGUAAAUAGACCCGUUGCUAUAACACCGUCAUUAUUAUCUCCUACCAAAACACCAUCGCAAUGCACUUUCGGUGAGUUGACUAUAAUACCACAGCAGCAAGAGCAAGAACAACAAAAACAACAACAAGAGCAGCAGGCACAACAAGAGCAGCAGGCACAACAACAGCAACAAGCACAACAAGAGCAGCAGGCACAACAACAGCAACAAGCACAACAAGAGCAGCAGGCACAACAACAGCAGCAGCAGCAGCAACAAAAACAACUACAACAACAACAACUACAACAACAACAACUACAACAACAACAACUACAACAACAGCAACUACAAAAACAACAACUACAACAACAACAACUACAACAACAACAACUACAACAACAGCAACUAAAACAACAAGAACUACAACAACAAAAACUACAACAACAACACCUACAACAACAACAACAACUACAACAACAACAACAAAAUGAGCCAUUGAAUCUGGAAACCGUAGGUAAGCGAUCUUCUUACAAAUUAAAAUUACAGGAACCACCGUAUAAAAGAAAACGCAGCGAACCGGUAAAACACGAAUAUGACGCUCUGGCCCAACUUAAGGACGUGCUGUCUGACCCCAAGUUGACCGUUCCCGAUCCCUUGAUUGUUCCCAGGGAUAGACUCGCUGCCUUAGUAGCCAGCCCUGCUUCAGAAAUUCCGAAACUCCUACUAUCCCAACCGCCUUUGUUGCCACCAUUAUCGAAUACCGAACUGUUGACAAUUUCGUUGUCGCAUCUCAAGUAUUUGUUGCAACAGCAACCAGGUUUUAUCGAAGAAAAAAAGGCCAUCGAAGGUACACAAUCAGCUGGAAAUUUCGACCAAAUGCUAUGGUCGUACUUAUCAUCUAAAGACUUGAAUUCGACCGUUGACAAUGCGGAUCUUAUUCCUAGCUUAUUGAGCCUAUUAGUGCCUAACCCGCCCGCCGUUCAACAAACGUUCAAUUACCCGCCUCAAAAAAAUCAAUGGAACGAUAUCUAUUACGGUGGAAAUGCCGCACCGCCAUACGAUUCCACUACUACUGCUACAGCUGCUGCUGCUACAGCUGCUGCUGCUACAGCUGCUGCUGCUGCUGCUGCUGCUGCUGCUGCUGCUGCUGCCUCCGGAGGCUACAACAAAUCCGACGCUAGUUACACAUCAGUAUCACCACUGCCACCACAGCAGCAACAACCACAGUUACAACUACCCUCUCCAGUGCCACAAAAAUAUCCACAAAUGCCGCCAAUACAACCAAUACAGCCUCAACAAAAAUCACCGAUGCUACCACCGGCUCAACAACCGCUGCAAAAGUCGCGAUUACCAUCGCCUUCUGUUCAACAUAAUGUCAAACAUCGAGUCUGUCAAGAUCCAUUUUGCACUAGAUCGCCGACUACAUGCUACGAAAGCUGCUGUGUUAAGAGCACUGCUUACAAUCCGUUCACUACUGUGGCCAAUACGGGUUGCAAUCCAUAUACCGUAUCUCCCACUGGCAGUUACGGAACCAAUGCGAAGAAUAAUUAUUCCCCGGCUUACGCCGUAUACGCAUCCGAUGGCACCGCCGCUUGUUGUUAUUCUCCUCAGAUGGACUACGGAUACAGCGGCCAAUCUACUGUGCAAUCGAUGCCGCGAAAGUCGCCGUACAGUCGCGGCCAAUACAAUUACCAGAAUCACGGUUUUGAUCAGCAUCAACAGAGACACAUCACGGAAUACGGAAAUAACGGCGUUGCAGCCAGCAACAACAUUGGCGUCGAUCGUCCCUACUCCAAUAAGCCACAGACAUCGCCGUCACCAGUGGCCACUGUUAGUCGGGAGACCGUUGCUAGUAGACCGUUGCUGAAGGCCAAACUCAAAGUCAAAAAUCUAGUCGACCCCAACUACAAACACAAUCUUAUCAACUACGAAGGAGCGCUUCAUCUUGCCAAAACUAAUCCACAGGAACUGAUGUCUUCGCCAUUGUGGCAUCCAUUAUUCAGCGGGUAACUAUCACACUACAUUAAUAUUUUUAUACAUACAUAAUAGUUUAUACUCGUAUAUUUAUAGAAUUAUUAUUAAUUAUCCAUAUACAAUAUUAUUAUGAUGGACGCGUUUAGGGUAUAACAAAGUGAAUGGUAAUUUCUAAAGUCAUGAUGAAAAUCAAUUUUAACCGCAAAAAAAUUGAUAUAGUGUAUCUACUAUACGGGUGUAUUUAUCAAAACAGUUUUACUAGUAACAACUUUUAAAGUAAACUCGUGGGUGCCCAGUUUUCUAAUUUUCUCGAAAUGUCACAUAUAAAAAAAAAAAAAAAAAAAAAAUGAUGAAUAAAAUUGUUAUUUAUUUAUUCGUAGAGUGCUUACAAGUAGUGCCGAAACUAGGAAACUUGACAUCGGAAAUUAAAAAUACUAAGAGCCCCUAUGUGGUUGUGGCUAUCCCCUACACUUCACUUAAAGUUCUUAUGUUUAUAGAAUGUAAACCGCAAAAAUGACGCGGCAUUUUUUAUAUUUACAUAUCUAUUUCUAUGAACACGAUUGUAUAGUCAAUAAACCGUUGGAUAGGUUCAUAGAUAUUAAACUGUAUUAAGUUAUUGUUAAAAUAUUCGUGGGUAAUUAUUAAAUAUUUGAAUAAACAUUUUUAAUUUUUAAUUUAAUUAGUUAAAAUUUAACAUUUAUCAAACAGACUAAAAGUUUGUUUUGUGUUGUUAGGAAAAAAAAAAUAUCUGAUUUCAACUGUAACAUUCAAAGUUUAAAUAUUGUUAUAACCAAACAGUGUUUGUUCUACAUUUAUCAUCAUUUCAGUAAUAUACGAGUUUAUAUACGCAUUACCGUAAUCGACGACGAUGUAUGUUAAAAUAACGACUGAUCGUGACAUUUUUGUUUGUUGCGAUCGUAGACGAAUAAGUAUAAUAUAUAAUGUUUGUCAUUUGAGUAUUGAAAUUAGUUGUGUAUUUUAUUAAAAUGGGCGUGAUAAUUAUAAUUGAAGGGUUUGUCUAUUCGUAUAAAUUAUUUACUAUUCCUCCCUUAAUUAAGUGAUUUGAGAAUUAAGAUAAUGAAUAAUAGAAUCGAAAAAGUUUGUAUAUCUAUCAAUACAUGUACAUUACAAAUAAUACGCAAUUAAGUCACAGAAAAUUCUACGUUCGGUAAUAAAUCCCCACCGCAAAUUCCUAGUUCGGGCACUGCUUACAAGCACCGGAGCACCCCGGCAAUCAGCGCCCACGCGUCAACUGCCGAUAUUUUUACCCAUAACCAGUAUUUUUGAAUGCUUCAAUAGUUGUACAUAAUAUAGUGGCUAUAGCUAGUAUAGAGUAGCAAUUUUUUUUUUUUUAACAAUAUAUUUAGUAUUUACAUCAACGAAAAAUUUGUAUUUAAGUUCGUUGAAGUCUUUAACUUAAAUCUGAAAACAUAGAGAUUUACAUUAACUAUCAUCAAUAAUAAUCUUAGAAUCUUCAUAAAUAGUAAAAAGCAUUAGAAAAUUAAAAUGUAUAUAAUUUUUUAGUUAAAUCAUAGGUAUAUAAUUAUUAUGGAUUGAUAAUUAAUUUGUUAACUUAUUGACUUUUUAUAACAAAAUAAAAAAAAAAUGCGAUAGAGUAGAUGAUUAAACGAAUGAGUGUUUAAUAAAAAUAGAUACAUAUCAAUUACCAAUCAAUUAAAUACUUAUAAGGUUCGCGUCAAUUAGUUUAAAUUACCUAAUAAAAACUAAUUAAAUCGUGUUAAAUGAUUUUUAAACUCAUUUUUUUUUUCGUACUAUAGAUAAAUUACCCUUACAGCAUUUUUCGAUUGUAUACAUUUAUAAAUUUAAAUACCUAUUAAAUUUUUACAGUUUAUACAACAUUAAAUAUAUACAAAAAUUUAAAUUUUUUCUAACCAAAAUAAUACAUAAUUAUCUAUAAAUAUAUGAAUAUUAUUAUUCUACUUUCAUUAAAUAAUAGAGAUUUAUAAUAUUGUUUAAAAUGUAUAAAUGUAUUAAAUAUGUACAGAGGUACGUGAUUAAAUAAUUAUUCAACAUUAAAUAAAGAAUAUUUACAUGAUAAUUAUUUCUAUUAUAAAAUUUUAACUGCCAGUUGUUUUAAAAUUUAUAUUUUCGACUGUUAUUAUGCAUUUGAUAUUUAAUAAGAUCUAUUGUUUAGAACGGAGGGGAGGUAGAUAUUGGGGUUAUCCGGUGUAUAUUGUUUAAAUUGGUGUCAUUUCAUAACUUUUGAAUCUGUUAUGAUCAUAUAUUUACCCUCGAGGACGAAGGUAGGGAGUAUAGGUGUUGGGAUUAUACACGGGGUAACGGGGUACUUUAUAGGAUGGUGUUAUUUUAUAACGUAUGAAUUCGUCAUGAGUACAAAUUUUUUUUCUGAGGAGAUACAAGAGGAGAGUGGUAGUCUAGUUUGAGAUGGAGCACAAAGUGAAUAUAUUUUGAGCGGUGUCAUUUCGUCACGCUCAAAACCGAAACGUCCAUACGCUCACCCUAAAAAAGACGUUUUAAUUCAAAAAUAAUAUGAAGAAAGUGUUUAUAUAAGUAUUAAUAAAAUUCAAUCAAUAGGUACAAACUUAUUAUUGUUAUUUCAAAAAUUCCUGGGGGUUCAGAACCCUAGAUCUCUAGAUACGGUCGUGGUGCCUUCCAACGAUUUCCCUCUGGUCUAAGCCAAUUGCCUGAGCUAUUGGUUCUGAUAACCAUGUAAAUGAAAUUAGUUGUGGGUUUUAUUAUAUCAUACUAUUUUAUUAUAUCGUUAAAUUUAAAUAUUCUGCUAAUCACUGUAGUUGGCAGUUAGGUAGGCGUAGCCGAUAGGAUUUAGCCAUUAUGUUAAUAUAAUUCAUAUGAAGCAAGUUCCUAUCUCAUCGUCUACGUAUACCAUUUAACCCAUUUUAACCACGUAAUCCAUUUCUUUUUAAUAUUGAUGAAACAUUGUCUUUUAGAUAUUUUUUUAAAAAGCGUUUGAAACGUGGUUAAUAAUCAUUUAUUAGACAAUUCAUAAUUUGCAAUUGGUUAUAACUCGUAAAACAAAUAUUUAAUAAUUGUUUUAGUACAUUUUUUUAAAUAUUAUGUAAAUAUUGAAUAAAGAUUUCCGUGUUGUGUAGGUAAUGAGUUUAAAUUAUGAGUUUACAUUUUUAGGACACGAGAAAAAGUUUUAAACAUUUUGUUAAUGAUAAUCAUACAUAUAUUAAUAAACGAAACUAUAGGUAAGUUAUAAUGUUUUAUUAAGGUACUAUUUGUAUUAUUAUAUAUUUUAAUUGUUGGAAAACCUGCAAAUAUAUGUGUUUUUUUGUGGGAGGGGGGACGAAAGGUUUAAAAAUAUACAAUUAUAAACAGAUUUUUUCUAAAUAAAGAGUUCUGGAGGGUUUAUAAAUGAAAUAUCUACAUCGGUAUAGUAUUACUUUACGAAAUUAAAAUAUAUGGAAAUGUUAUAGACUAUAAUAUGCCGAAUACUCGGCACGUUACUGAAUAAAAUAUAAUAGAUAGGUAUAUUGAUAUUUAAAAAUUCAACAGCCCGUACAAAAUCAUGUUAGAAAUGCUACUAAUAUAGUAAUAACUAUAACUAACUAUAACUACUAAUAUAGUUAUAACUAUAUCACUUAAAAGUCGAUUUCCUAUCGAUGUUGUUUUUAAGGAACAAUAAUAACGACGGUUAUGGGUAUACAAGUACAUUGGAAAUAUUACAAAGUAAUUUUUGUUAUCAACAGAAAUAUUGUUGUUUUUACUCUCGAGCCCAACGUUGAAAUUUCUAUACUACGCUGCGUGUUUUCCUCGGUACCCGUUAAUAAAAAUGACAUAAAUUAUUUUUAAUGCACUUUUAUUAUUCUAAAAAUGAUCGAAUACUACUACUAUAGGUAUUUGGAACCGUGUUUUCUUAUACGGGCACACCUACCAGGUGUCCAUUUAAGUGUCUACGUUCGAUAUUUCGAAAAGUGUUUACUUACGAGUACUUAUUUUCGUAUUUCGAAAUUAUUUUUCGUCACCCUUAUAUUUUCGGUGAUAAAAACACCAUUCUCUUUCGAUUUUAUAAAUAGAAACGUAUUCGCAGUUUCAUAAACAGAUUACGUUUUAGUUAAAUAUAUAUUUCGGUGUUGAAAAUUUCAAUUUCUGAGAUAUUCCCACUUUUUAGUUUGAUUAGAGUACGUGUCAUUAGUGUGGCGGCGCGGCGCGCGGCAUUUAAAUAAUGCUCCGCUGUUAAAAUACAUGGAAGUAGAAGAAGAAAUGGUUAUUUACAGGAGGGCGAGAAAAUAAGUACAAUACCCUUCCCCAUCAACGCCCUCUACUUCUAUAUAGUAAUGACGAAAUGGAAAAAUCAUCGAAUUAGAAAAAAAAUACGAUCGAUAAUAACAAUGACAAUUCACGUCGAUCAUUUUGCGCGUAUCUUUUGCUAUUUUAACUCUCCGAGGGUGUUUAUAAUGGAAUACAUCUCGUCAUGGAUUUACUUCAAAUUCUUCUAGACGCAUAAAGCAUCGAUUUAUAUUCGACGCAUGUUAAUAAAACCUAUGUACAUUGUACAUAUUAUAAGAAUGAGUAUUCGAUACGUACGAGAUAAUUUUGUUACGAUGGCUAUUAUUUAAUAAAUAAUUUUCCGAGUUCAAAUGACUUAAACACGUUUUUAAACUUAAACAUGUUUUUGUUCCUGUACGGAUUGAUAAUAGAUUCUCCGAUUAGGUUAUUCGCAAUGCGAACAAAAGCAUGAUACUCCGGAUUGGAUUCCUUAAAACCUCAAACGGAUAUCAAAAUAAUACAGUAUAUUAAACUCAUUUUAAACAACAUCUCGGACUAUAGAGUGUUGUUAUUGUUUCGAGAAGUAAAUUAAAAAAAAAAAUUAUUAUUAGCUAAUACCUAACGUUUUUUUUUGUUCUUAAUAGUUUAAUUGCAUUCGAACUGUGUAUUACGAUGUAUUUUUGUUAAUAUGUAAUUUUUGUAAAUUGGGUUCCAGCCCGUUAUCUUUUAAAUAAAUAAAUAACUCAUAUUUAUCAAUCCGAUUAAUUUUAGUAUGUAUAGGACUAGGGGAACCUAGAAGUAUCCACACAAUUCAAUAUUAAAGAGACUCCCUCGAAAUAAAUACUUUUAUUAUAUUCAAUAGUAAAUUUUUUCACAAAAUUAAAUACCUGCAGCUGAAUAUUUUUAAUUUUCUUUUACAUUUAAGCGUGCCUCUAUUUAUCAGGGCCUCUAUCCCAUAUGAGCCCUGGGCCCCUGCAACCCUAAAUCCAGUCCUGCAUGGUGGAGAAUAAAUUCUUAAAAUAUCGCCUUUGGACAACAAUAUCUUAUACUAAAAAAAAUCAUUUCGUAUUUCUUAAUUUUUAAUUUUAAAACGUUAUUGUACACAUUUUCGAUAUUUUGAUACUGAUAACAGUGAUCUAUCUAUCUAACUAUCCGCGGUAUAAUAAUAUAAAAUAAAAUGUGUAAAAAAAUUUAAGUAUUACCUAGUAUAUUUCGAGCAUUUUUAAAGCAUUCGCGAACAAUAACAUAUGUAAAACCAUACUUCAAUAUAGUACCCAAGUAAUAACCGUAUAUCUACAUAGUACCUAUGCAUACCCGUUAUAUUAACAGGUAGAGCGUAUAGCUGUCGUAAUAGUAAUUAUAAUGUAUUACUUUAUUACUUAGAUAGGUAUUCGAAGUGUAAAUUGGAAAUACUUUACUGCCAGUUAACCUAGUAAUAUAUAACCUGCAUAAUAUAACAUUGUGUUAAGCUACGGUCACACGAUUAUAGUCAAAACGUGAUAGUGGCUAUCGCGAAAAUAAGAUCGCUUUCGCAAUAAUUUACUAUCAACAUCAUUAUAAUAUGUGUCAAUGUCAUGAUAAGCAUACGUGAUAACGAAAGUGUAACUUCGAUCUAUUAUUAUUAUCUUAGAAUUAAAAUAGAGUAAAUACAUAGAUACUAUAUAAAGGCGAUUAAAAUUGAUUACAAAUUUUGCAACCGAAAGACUUAACGCUUAGUUUUCGCUAUCAUGAUAGUGAAAAACAAAAAGAAUCUUGUUCGCACCACGAUAGUAUUUCUAAUAGUUACUAUCAUUAUCGCGAUAGAACUAAAUCAAACAUAUAGGUGUAGUAGUAUGAUAGUAUUUAUUGUAAUAGCGUGAUAGUAUUGUUCACACGAUGAUUUUAUAGGAUAACUUUCAUAAUAGCAAACUAUCACUGCAGUAUUACGGUUAACUAUCAACGUGUGACCGCAGCUUUAGUUUAAAUUGGUUUCAAAUCAAAUGGACCGAAACGUUUUCAUUUUAACGUGAAAUAUUUCACAAAAUCGUAAUAAACACAAAUAUUAAAUUUACACCUUUUAUUAUUAUAAUAGACGGUAUUGCGGCCAUUUGUUUUAUUUAUUUGAACUGGUUUUUAUUUUUUCAAGACGAAAUUAUUCGUUCAUUUGAAAUAUAUUAUCAACACUUUUUUAUUCACUAAAUAUCCAAAUAAUAACUUUAAUAUACAAUCAGUUGUUAUGACUUUGCGUACAUAAUAUUUUGAUUUAUAGUUUGACUUUAACAUAUCCUAUAGUACAUUGUUCUCUUUAAUUUACCGACGGAUUAACCAGUAUAUUAGUUAAUUAAAUAACAUCAGUUGGUAUCAAUUAAACCGAAUAAUAAUAAUAAUGUAUGAAUUUACUUACUUUCAUGGUCAUUAGUUCUAUUUAUGUUAUUAUUUUUUUUUUUUGUAAAAACAACUUUUUAGGAUGCUUAUAAUAUACCUAUUGUUCAACAAACAUUAAUAUUUAUAAUGGGUUUUCUUAUCUUAGUUUACUAUAUGUGUACAUUUACCAUUAUUGAACGGCUCGUACUUUAUCACAUGUAUUCUUAAUGAUUAAUGGGUGUUUUUUCCCGUCUAGAUUUGAUUAUACCUUCAGGACGGAUACAACUAUAACGGGGUGCAUAUUAUAUUAGGUACACAAACAUUAACAAAAUACACAUUUCGCCAAAUUCGGUAGUGAAAUAUAAAUAAUUAAUUAUGUAUUAUCAUCAUUUUACACGUAGAUUUACUCGAACAAUAAAUAAAUUGAAAAUUCAACAAUUAAAAAAAUUAAAAAAAUAGGUACGUAAACCCUGGAAAUAAAAAUUUUCCGAAAAAAAACCGAACACAGUAAAUAUACAAAGUCAUAAAUAAUACUAUAUGGAGUUGCAAUUAUUAUUAUUUUUGCAUAAUAUUUGAAUUAUUGUUAUAAUAAUCGUUUAUUUAAUUAUAAAAAAUCUUUUUUUAUAACUGCAAUUUUUUUUUAAAAAUUCUGUUUCAAAUAGUUCUUCAACAAGAACAUUGAUAGUUAUUGAAAUUCUCAAAGAUUGACAAUAUAUUGAAUUUUUUUUCAUAAUAAAAUGUACACACAUCGAAAAUGCAGAGACUACUAUAGUAUUAUUCAAAUAUACUCUAUAUACCGUAGCACUCCUUAGAUACAUUAACUUGAAUCCUAUGGAGGAAAUGGUGAAAUUUCGAGUGUGUAUCAUACGCAAAGUGCAUUGAUAGUUUUUUUAUUGUUAUAAAUAUAAUUGUUAGAUUUCGAAUUUUUAUUUUAAUUUUGUUGAAACCUUCAGAAAUCACUUCUGUAUCUAUUAUUGUAUUGGUAGGAGGAUUGCAUCUUACAGUUUGGAUACCUAUCUAAUUUUACAUUACGACAAACCAACGCGAGCCUGUAUAUCUGAAAUUAACUUUCUAAACUGACUUAAAGAUUGCACUAAAAAACAAAAAAAAAACAAAACAAAACAAUAGUCUCAUUAAAAAUAUAUCCAUCAACGCUAAUGUAUGGCUAUCAUUACCGGUGAUUUCCUUUUAUUUUUUUAAUCGAUACAAAAAAUUAUUCACAUCUCCGUGCGCGUGUCGUUAUUAGGCGUUUUUCUAGCGGUUCGUCGUUUAUACGUUUCGACAAUCCAUGCAUUUAGUUCUCUUAUCAGAUAGCAAUAUUAAUAACCCGUUGACGGUUUUAUCUAAUUUAUUGAAAUACAGUAUUGCAGACUUAAAUCGUGUAUUCUAUGGAUGUAGUCGUAUGCGCAUACUGAAAUACACUAAUACACGUAUGCAUGUUCAGAAUUGGCUGAUGGAUCAAAACAAUGAAAAAUAUGGUAUCAGUUUCAGCGUUAUCACUCUAUAAGUCGUCAUAAACCAGCUGAUUCUGGGCAUGCACACUCGUGUCGUGUACCGUGAAAUUUUUAAGGCGGUCGGGAUAAUGUUGAACGCAAUUGUCCAGAAUACGAGCAAAUAAACGCAUUACUACGUCCAUUGUGUAUGAUCUAAGAAUGCUGAACAUAAAUCGUUAUAAUCAAUAAUCUCAUAGUUUUUAAGUAAUAACUUUUACGCGUCUUCAUCACUACAUCGAUGUGCUCAUCGGACUGAUAGAUAAAAACAUUGGUUUAAAUAUUGCUACGCCGUAUUACUGCGUAAUAAUAUGAUGCGUUAGACAAAGAAAUAUAAGGGAAUUCCCUGUCCGUUUCGAAUCCCUUUAAAAGUAAUGGGCUUGGAUAUAGAUAUGUAAGUGUAUGAUAUGUAAACACGACUAGAGUGAAAUGAACUCGAAAAGAAUAUUUGAAAAUUUACACAAAUAUUUAAUAAAAAAAAAAAAGAAAUAUGCGAAUAUUUAUAGAAGUGUACAAAAAAAAAAUAAUAUAUAUAUAUAUAUGUAUGUAUAUAUGACGACAUUUGAAAUAAGUGAAUAAUUUUUCAAAUUUUACCGGGCAUAUAAGAAAUGUGAUUAAAAAUUGUAAACAAUAGUUGCAUACGUCUAUAUUAACUAAUUUCUUCUCUUUCGCCUUCAUCUCAACUGAUAGUUAAUUCAAAAUAAUAAUAACAAAAAUCGACUAACUUCAAUUAUUAAUUUAUAUUUUACAUUUUUAAUGUUCAAAUAUUAUCAUUGAUACUGUAGCUCGAUAAAAAUUUUUAAAAAAAAAAAAAAAAAAUUAAAAUAAAUAAAUACAAUUUCGUGUACUAAUCUUACAUACGAAACAAAUUUAUAGCUGACGUAGUAAAAAUAAAGGAAACAUCCUAAUUGUAAUUUAUUAUCAUAACAAUAGGUGUGCAAUACGUAUACUAUUUGAUGAAAAUGCGGAAGUUAUUAGCACCAAGUGUUAUAUUAUCAUGUGCAAUAUGUAUAAAACUAUAAGAGCUUUAUACUAUAUAGGUAUACUGUAUUAUACUUUUCGACCCCGUAAUUUCGAAAUAUCGAAAUAACAAUAAAUUAUUGCCGGUUCGCAGUACGACUUUUAAUCGGCGUUCGAAAUUUUUCUUUAGGUUUUGUUUUUUCUUCGAAACUUAAACUACACAACUUUGUAUUAUAAUUGGGAUUUGGGACUUAUUACAUUUAAAAAGUAUUAAAAAAAAAAAAAAAAAAUACUUAAAAAUAUCAAUAAAGCAUUUCAUGCAAAUAUUAUUAGACCAAAGGGUAGAAAGAUUUAAAUGUACUCUGUCUAACGAAUCUAAAUAAUUAUUAAAUACAAUUUACUAACGCUACAUAAAUUAUUAACAAAAAGUUAUUUUGUUCAAAUAAAAUUGUAUGUACUAUAAAAAAAAUAACUUUGGUUUAAUAAUUUGUGUAGAGUGCUACAUUAAUAAAUUGUAUUUAAAAAGUUAAAGCCGUUAGAGGGGGAAAAUUCAAACCCUUCUACCGUUUUUGCUUUCUCGCAUAUUUUUCAAAGUUGUUUAACGUUUUUAAGCCGGUUUUUUUUUUUUUUUUUGUGGAUUUUAAGUGAAAUAAGUUCUGAAUCAUAAUUAUAACAAACAGCUAUUAUUAAUUUCGAAUCCUUGGAUCACGCGAUAUAAUAAUAUUACAGUAUACUUUUCGACACUGCGAAUAGAAUAAUUUUUUCGAUUGUUAAUAAGUUUAUUCGCGGUUUUAUAUACAGCCGACGUCGUCGUCGUCGUCAGGUUUUACAUCAUAAUACAUCACUGCCGUCUCGCACAGGGCCUUUGAAAACCUGCCGAAAUAUUUGGCUAUUCGAUCAGUUUUAUGUAUAAUAUUGAUAUUAUAGUAUCGUGCAGGUACCUAGUAGAUGCAAUAACACAUCGGUCCUUUUCGCGUCGUAAAUCGGAAAUACUUCACACUACGACACUCCCCGAUGUUUUUCGCCAGCCGUGCCUAUAGAUAUACUUGUACACAAUAUUAUAAAUUUAUAAUAUAGAAAAAAAUAAAAAAAAAUAGGGAUAGUAAGAAAACUGAAGAUCGAUCACUUAUAUUAAAAUGCGGUCGACCGGGACCGCGAUAAUAAUGCGGGCCACGGUUCAAUCGCGCCGUACAAAAAUAAAUAACGUUUCGAAAAUAUAAUAUUAUAUACGUUAUGAUGUAUAGACGACGCGUGUCGAUUCCUUUUCGAAAAAAAUCUAGCGGUCGUCUUUACAUAACACGGUCGGUGUGUGUAGGUACACCUAUAUCAUAUUAUUAAUAUUGUUAUUAUUUUUUUUUUUAACGCAAUAAUCAUUUACGUCAAUCACGAAUUAAUAAUAAUGAUUAUUAUGAUAAAAGUAAAACGCAUAUUACAAAUUAAUUAUAAUAUUAUGUAACGAUUAGAUCAGAUAUGACCUAAAAAUUAAAAAAAAAAAAAAUGUAUUCCCUAAAAAUGACCGAAGGAAGCGUUCUUUAAAUACGCUCUAAAACAACCAAAAUAAAAUUGAUAUUCGAGAAUUGAUUUAUAUUUUUAAUUAAAUCCUAAGAAAAAUGUCUUAUAUUUUUCAAAAUAUUAUAAUUUGAAAUACGCUUUUUAUUGAUAUUUUUUCUUAAACACAUACAAUGCGGUUCAGUUUGCCUACUGAUAAUUACAAAUAUUGAACAUUAAUUUUGUAAUUUUUGAGUCAUUCGAGUUUUGUUGAAUGAAAACUAAUAAACAAUGUACGAAAACCAGAAAAAUUCCAUUUAAAAAAGGUAUUAUUAAAUCGAUAGGUUAUGAAAUACAUUUUAGUAUAAACUUUUGACCAACCAAUGAAUAUGCAAUAGCCAUGUAAAAUCCAUUCCCUUUCUCUUAAAAAGUUUCAUUGGCGAGAGUAUUUUUUAUGUUUUAACAAAAUCUACUUAUUCAAUAAUUUAGCAUUUAUUUUUUUAUAGUGAACACACAAUAAGUAUAAUUUCACUCUACUGGAUGUCAAAUGGAUUUUACUGUCUAUUUAGACGAGGAAAACUUCCUUAAAAAAGAUGACCUGAAUGAUAUUUUUUAAAUGUAUGCUUGUUCUAAAAUUUAAAUAUAAUAAAUGAAAAUCAAGUAUAGCGGAAAAUCUGUUGCACUGUUUUUAAUAUGGGGAAGCUGACAAAAGAGGUUUAAUAGGGGACUAAAGGAAAUGGUGUAGGUACAUGAGACCAGUAACUACUUUCGUCAAAGGUCAGAGGAACCCAAGUGAUAUUCUAAGUAAAAAUAAAAAUGAUAUAUUAUUAUUUUCGAAUGGAAACCUCAUGGUAAUCGACCGAGGGUCAGAUCAAGGAAGAGGUGGAUCGAUGGAGUUGCAAAAUCCGAGGGCAAUGGACAUAGAGAAUUGGAAUGAAAUUGUACACUACUGAGAUGGGUAGCAACGUGGAUUGAUGGUAUUGUGGUGACGGCUAAAACUCUUAAAGAGCAGAUUUUCCAAGGGAAGGAUUAGAAAUCAAAUAGCUGUCACAGCUGUUAUUUUUGUAAGAGUUUACGUAGCUAUACCUACAUGCUAUUUAGUUUGAGAUAGUAUUUUAUAGUUUAAGGGGCGAUCUCUCGGAGUUUAACGCCUACGAAAAUCACGACUAUACAUGUUAUCAUUAUUAUUAUUACUAUUACACCCGGUGUUGAUAAUAAGCUUUAUUUGGUUUUUUUUUUUUUUAAUUGUAUUGUUUCAGCAAAGAGGACAAGAAAUACGAUUGCUGUCAAUGGCAAUGGACAACGCCAGCUUCGCCGCCCAGGUCGACUUCUCGCACAUCCGGUAAACAUUAAAAUAGCAACUGCGGCUGCGGCGGCGUAGGUUUUAUAUUAUUACUAUUAUACCACCGAAGUAGUUAAGGUGAAACAUUAUUAUUAUUACUAUUAUAGUACCUACAGCCGCGCAGUAUUUUUAUUUUUUAUUUUUUUUUUUUUUGGAUUUUUAUCCCGAGGAACAGUUAUGGUUUUUUUUCUUUUGUUUUUAUUAUACCCACCUAUAUACAUACAUAGGUAUAAUAAUAAUAUACCAUUACUAAUUUAUCAUACUAUAAUAUUAUUAAACAAUUUUACUAUAAUACUAUACAAACCAAACAAUUGAAUCUUAAUUCAUGUUGGAUUUCUACUAAAAUAUUAUUAUAUCGUAGCGUUUAAGCAUAUAAUUUUUAAGAAGAUAAUAAUAUAUAAUAUAUAAUCACAAUAUUAUAAUAUAAGACGUACCUAGACGUUUUAGUGUAGUUUUUAGUCAUUUUUUUUUUUUUAUAUAUAGUAUUUUGGGCGUUUGUCAGUAAACAUAAUAAUAAUAAGUCAAAAUAUUUAUAGGUUAGCGUAAUAUUAUUGUUUACUCGCGGUGUGUAAGCGUCCUGGCUGCCGUCAGAAUCAAUUGACCUUCACCUCGCUUUGUAAUUUUUAUGGCUCAGAUACGAUUUUCGUACCGCCCGUCGUAUUAUAAUAAUACAAUAUGUGUACGGACUUCCUAAAUUUUCCGGCAUUGCGGUUUUCCGGCGUUUAUCCGAUUCUUUACAAUGAAGUAAUCACAGCGGAGGGACCGUUGCGAAUGCUCCGCGUUACCCGAACAUUAACCCCGUGCCCUCGAUGAUUAUAAUUUACGUACUGCGGAUACGAACAAAUCGCGAAUCGUGUAUUUUGACGAGUGUUGUUUAUGGGCGACGAUGGGCGUUUCACGCGAUUUUCGAACCGAGUACCACCGACAUUUAAAAACAGAUAUAACAAUUAUUAAGACUUGUGCACAUCAUUUUAAAGACAAACUGAACGGCAUUAGUAAAAACUAACCGAUAGUUACGUACGCAAUUGAUCCGGGCCGAAAACGGUCUUUGCAAAUUCAAUGCGCAAUAAUUGUGAAUUAUCGAGAAUUUUUAGGUACUAUAUUAUUAGUCGGCCACGGAGAACUGAUAGUACUCUUGAAAGUGGUCGGUUUUGGUUAACUACAGAGAAGCGGUUAGUAAAAAAAGAUUUUACCAAAAAAAAAAAAAAACCACGAAAAAUAAUACAAAACGUAUUAACAUAUUAUACCCAUAAACAAAACGAAUAAAUCCCGAAAAUCCACAACAGAAUACCUCCCCUAAUUUAUAAUAAUAUUAUUAUUAUUUUUUUUUUUUUUACAUAGAAUAUAAUAAUAAACGCUUUUUACGUCGAACGUUCGAUCGUUUUACAUUUUUAUUUAUCGUUUGUUUUCCUAUAUUAUUUAUUUUACACGUAAGAUUUUAUUAUUUUGUUAUAUUAUUAAAUUAUAUACCUAUACUUUCCUGUGCGUGCUAUAUUAUAUUAUAAUAUUUAAUGAUUAUGCGCUUGUUUUUUUUGUUUUUUUUUUGUGUUCUAUGUCAAUUAUAAUUUAGUUACAUCUAUAACUAUAUAGUUAUUAUAUUGGAUUUAAUAUUUUAUACCGUUCGGUUAAAAUAAUUCACGUUGAGUGUUUCGUAUUAAAUAAUAAAUGUAUACCCUUUUAGGUUAGGUACCUAUAGGUACCUAUGAGUACCUAAAGGUUUAUAAACUAUUUAUCAUAACCCAUAUUAUAUAAUGUAGAAAAUAAAUCAAAAUGUAGUGCGGUUGAUUUUCAUUACUAGUCAGUUAUUAUUAUUAACUUAAUACCUAAUUAAAAAAUUAACUAAGAUACAACAUUAUGUAAUCUACUAUAAUCUAUUAUAAUAUGUAUUUAUGUAUUCAACUAUAUUAUAUAAAUGUGCGAUUUUGAAGUCUCAGUGUAUUAAUACCUAAUAGUACUAUAUAAUAUUUAUAUACGUUUAGUCAUUACUAUUAUAUAUGUAGUUUAGUAAAUAUAAUAUCUAUUAUUAAUUUUAAAAAAAAAUAAAUGUUAAUCGGCUUUUUAAACCGAAAAAUAAUUCUUAGUAUAUAAUAUUAAUAUUAUUAUAGCUGUUCCUCCAGUUAUACACAAAAAAAAAAAAAAACAAAAAAAACAAAAAAACCAAAAAAAUCAUCCCUUUACCUAUUUAUUAUGGCGAAAUGUACGCAUUUAUGAUUUACUUUAUUAUUAUUAUUUUUAUUAUUAUUAUUAUUUAAUUUUAAUUAUAAUUUUAGUUUAAUUCAAAAGAAAUUAAACAAUUUUCAAGUCUGAUUAUGUUUUAAUUAAAUUUUGUUUUAUUAUUUAUUUUUUCCUAAUUUAAUUUAUUUUAAAGUGUAUUGUAAUCCAAUACUUUUAAGCAUAUUUAUUUAUUUUGUAA
This is a messenger RNA of Cinara cedri, 17473 nucleotides long. The record is from the annotation of a GenBank genome assembly. NCBI's taxonomy places the organism in Eukaryota, Metazoa, Arthropoda, Insecta, Hemiptera, Aphididae.